Molecule: messenger RNA, 474 nt
Organism: Lolium rigidum
Lineage: Eukaryota; Viridiplantae; Streptophyta; Magnoliopsida; Poales; Poaceae
Product: 60S ribosomal protein L38-like
Exons: 3
Coding region: 58-267 (69 amino acids)
Biological process (GO): translation; protein-RNA complex assembly
Cellular component (GO): ribosome; cytosolic large ribosomal subunit
Molecular function (GO): structural constituent of ribosome
Source: RefSeq, a predicted model, not a curated record
CCCGCCGCCGCCGUCUCCCUCUCCUCCGGUUUGCACGGGCAGCCUCCCUCGUCCACCAUGCCGAAGCAGAUCCACGAGAUCAAGGACUUCCUGCUGACGGCGCGCCGGAAGGACGCGCGGUCGGUGCGGAUCAAGAGGACCAAGGACGCCGUCAAGUUCAAGGUGCGCUGCUCCAGGUACCUGUACACCCUCUGCGUCUUCGACGCCGACAAGGCCAACAAGCUCAAGCAGUCCCUCCCACCAGGUUUGAGCGUCCAGGAGGUGUAAGCAUCAAGCCUCGCAAUGCCUUCUCUAGUAGCUUGAAUGUUUGAUCCAUCUUGCUUUAGUAUCUCUAUUAGCAGGCUACUUGUUACCCCUAUGUGAGUUUUCAUGUUUGAGACCUAAAUGUAAUGUUGGGAGCCAUGUGGUUGGACCUGUGAGGAUUUUGUAUUAUUUUGCUUGCUGGAGGAUGGAGAUUAGCUAUCUUAUCUUAAA